Messenger RNA from Cyprinus carpio (common carp), 7270 nucleotides. RefSeq names its product pogo transposable element with ZNF domain. Gene Ontology annotation, molecular function: nucleic acid binding. Lineage: Eukaryota; Metazoa; Chordata; Actinopteri; Cypriniformes; Cyprinidae. The record is from RefSeq and is a predicted model, not a curated record.
UUUGCGUGCAUCAACCAAUCGCUGACGCGGAAAGAGAAGAACCUCUGCCCAUUUAGCGCACUUAUUUGUCUCGUCUGUGACGUACCAGCAGGCUUUGUGUUCUUUCAAUAUAUCACAUUGAGUAUAUUUCCUUAUAGACUAUAAUCCGGAUGAGGUGGUUGUAUAAACGCCAGUCUUGACGUUGGAGCUGAAUGCUGUCAGAGCCCGGUGAAUAUUGUUGAGGGUCUUCUUUUCAAACAUAAACAUGGAUGCGGAUUUGUUUAUGGAGUGCGAGGAGGAGGAGCUGGAACCAUGGCAACAGCAAAAUUCAAUGGAUGAUUCAGGGGGAAAUGCAGAAAGCAGUACUCCCACUGUGUCUUCAACUCCCGCCGCGAAGGUUGAUAUUCCAGCUGAGCCUAAAACCGUGGUGAUCCCAAACCUACCAACUGUAGUAAAUACAGCAAACACAGUUCCGCUGAUCACAAAUACAUUGACUCAACGUGUAGUUCCUGCCGCUGUCCCGGCGGAUAUUCCUAAAGCAGUGCAAGGGCAGCAGGUCAUCUUGGCGCCGGGAGGAGGAGGGCUUGGCACUGUGGCUCUGUCACAGAUUCUUUUGCCUGGCACAACUCAGAUGGCCAAUGCUGCCAACAGUCAGCCGAUUUACUUUACCACACAGGGUCUUCCUGUCCAGAAUAUCCAUCCUGUGCAGCCUGGCCAGAGCCCAAUGAGUUUGGUACUGAAUGUCCAACAGGGCCAGACUGUUCGUCCCAUUACAUUAGUCCAAGCACCUGGCACACAAAUUUUCAAACCAGCUGUUGGAGCAACCCAAAUAAUUACCCAGCCAGCUCAGAUAAGGACUGGAGCUCCCGUUGCAAACAGAGUACAAACGCCCAGCACUUUUAGCACCAUGCAGAUACCUGCUACUCUCACCAUUCGUACCACAACAGCAGUCGCCCCUCCUGCAGCCAGUUCUCUGCCCACCAUGUCGUCUACAACAAUUACCCAGCCCUCCGCAGCACGAACCACGACUAAAAUCUUGACAAUAAAGCCAGGAAAUGGACCCUUGGACAUGCAAAAUAUAAUGAGCCUUGUGAAAUCAGUGAAUCUUCCUGGUGGGGCUCAAGCGCAGACAUUUGUUGUCAUGAGCAAUCAAAAGACCAACAAUGGCCCUAUAGUUUCCUCUGCUGUACCUGUCAUGACACAAAAUGUUGUCCAAACAAUCCCUAUUACACAUACAACAGCAUCAACAACUACUCAUUUGUGUCCUCGUUGUGGAGCUCAGUUUAAAAUGAUUGAGGCUCUACGGAGUCAUAUGUGUUUCUGCUGCCCAGAUCUGGCCCAGACUGACACGAACAGUACUGCAACUGCUGUGAGCACUCCAGCCACACCGCCUAAAAGCCUCUCUGUUGUGCCCAGUAUCAAGCAGGAUAGCCCACCUACAAAGGCCGGAGAUACCCAGAACAGACUUGUCAUGCUGGUGGAUGAUUUCUACUAUGGCACAUUUGAAGGGAAUCGAGUCUAUGUACCAAUGGACAACUCAAAAGAACCAUUGUCAUUCAAAUGCCUCACCUGUAAUAAGAGACUGAAGAAUAAUAUUAGACUAAUGAAUCAUAUGAAGUACCAUGUUGAGCUGGAGCAGCAAAAUGGGGAGAUGGACACACACACAUCCUGCCAGCACUGUUUCCGACGCUUUCCCACACCAUUUCGUCUUCAGUGUCACCUGGAGAGUGUCCACACUGCUAUUGAGUCAUCUACCAAGUGUAAAAUAUGUGAGUGGUCCUUUGAGAGUGAGCCAGUGUUCCUGCAGCACAUGAAGAACACCCACAAACCUGGAGAGAUGCCUUAUGUGUGCCAGGUGUGUGAAUACCGCUCCUCCUUCUACUCGGAUGUGUUUAACCACUUUCGUACUUGGCAUGAGGAUACCCGCCACCUCCUGUGCCAGUACUGCCUUAAGGUUUUCAAGCAUUCCACCAGUUACCAGCAGCACUAUAAUCGUCACCAGAAGUCAACAGUUUACCACUGUAACAAAUGCCGUCUUCAGUUCCUGUUCACAAAAGACAAAGUUGAGCACAAAAUCAAUCACCACAGGACUUUCCGAAAGCCUUGUGAAUUGGAGGGACUCCAGCCUGGGACAAAAGUAACCAUUAGGGCAUAUGUUGGGCUUAAGAAGUCGCCAGGUCAGGCAUCUUCAAAAUCAUCUACUAACAUUCAGAAAAAUAGUAAUAGCAGUACACAAACUUGUAGUGGUGACCAGCAAUCACAAAGACAUGGACCUGGAAAGAAACAGGUCAGCAAGAUGUUUGACUUCUUGUCCAGGUUCCAAGAGCAGAGGGCACUGAUGGGCAGACAUAAGUGUGUGGAGUGCACUUUUGACAUCCCAGACUUUGCAAAUCACUACCCUACUUAUGUUCACUGCUCACUCUGCUUCUAUAGCACUUGCUGUUCUCGUGCUUAUGCAAACCACAUGAUCAACAAUCAUGUUCCUGGAAGAGUCCCAAAAACUUCUAAAAAGGGGCCACCAAGUGGUGUGAAGCUGAGCUGUGCAGGUUGUGAAUACUCCACUGCUCUAGGGAACUUGAUGGCCAAACAUCUCAUUAAGUUCCCUUCUCACUCCUACUGUAUCUUCACUCGUAAAGAGUGUUUGGAGACAGAUAUUGAGUUCUGCCAGGUUGAGGAGGAGGUGGAGGGUCCACAAGGGGAUGAAGCUAGUGAUGUUGGGACACAGCCUGACUGGUUGUCCAUGAAGCAGUGGAGUGUGCCCAAAGAGGAAGGAACUGUGCCAGAAUUCAUGGACAGUUGUGGCCCGCAGCAUAUAAUGGCCAGGAAUAGCGAUGUCCUCGACUACUUCCAGCUUAUUUUUCCCGACAUCCUUUUUGAGCAGAUUGUUUUUGAGACCAAUGCCUAUGCCUCUUAUUGCUGCUCUCUGGGGCAGGGGGACCCUUCCUGGAAACCCGUGUCUGUAGAGGAAGUCAAAGGCUUCUUUGGACUCUCUAUCCUCAUGGGCAUUCAAGGCCUGGGGGAGCCAGAGUUAUACUGGUCCUGGGACCACCACCAUGGCCGCUAUGGCUCCAGAACAUGGGAGCUCUUUUACAGGACCAUGUCAGUCGAACGCUUCAAACAGAUCGGCACUCACAUCCGAAUGAGCAGCAUGCUUGUGGAGAAUGAUAACCAGAGUGCUGACAAGUUGUCCUUUUUUCAGCCCAUGCUGAGCAUCCUGCAGACAAGCAUGCGAGACGCCUACAGGCCAAACAAAUGUCUGACAGUCGAUCAAGCUUUUCUACCGAGCCAUGACAAGGGAAUCGCUCAGGAGAAGAGUAAAAAUAACCAGCCGAGGAUAUGGCUACUGUGUGACUCAAAGUCAGGCUACUGCCAUAAACUGCUGGUCUUAACGCGUCAGGAGAAAAACAAAGACCUGGGAAAAUCAGUUGUUUCACAACUCAUAGAGGGCCUUGAGGGUAAACAUCACCACAUCUUCUUGUCCAGCUCACUUGCGUCUGUGCCACUCAUGAAGGAGCUGUAUGAUGUUGGAAUAUUCUGCUCCAGCUCCGUCCUCCCUCAAAGUCCAGUUUUGCCCAAGGAGUUUUGGGAUGAACCUCUGCUGAAAAAUCAAGGAGAUUUCCAACAGUAUGAAUUCGCCCCACUUCUCGCCACCAGAUGGAAAGAUAACAAGCAGCUGGUAUGUCUCUCCACAAAUGCUGAUGCAGGACAUCCGGACGUGGUGUGGAGGAGAUCUCCCACUAAGAUAGGAGAGCUUUGUGCUGUUGAAAGACCCCAGGCCUUCAAGCUGCUCCAGGACAACAUGCGUGGUGUCGACAUCUGUAAUCAGCUCCUGACGUGCAACCAACUUGGCGGGCUGGUUCUCGACACCAAUUGGCGGCGUCUCUUUUGGUUUCUUGUCAACUUGAGCAUCAUCAACUCUUUCAUUGUCCUACGGGAGACCCGCAAAGACAGUCCACCUGGGUGGCUUCAAGGGGGGCAUUUCUCCCAGGCCAUCUACCGUAAACGUCUGGGGUACCAGCUGGCCAAGUGUGCUGCAAGAUUUUCUCGCCAGAACCAAGUCCACGAUAGCAUGCAGCAGAUUGUAAAAAAAGAAAAUCCGGACAUGCAAGAAGGGGUCAGACAUCGAUUAGCCAAACUUACCCGUAGGACAAGGAGAUGUAAAGUUUGCAACCUAAAAAACAUGCGUCAUGAGAGUGUAUAUGGCUGCACAGCGUGCCAUGUGAAUCUGUGCAAACGUUCUUGCUGCUUCUGGGACUUCCAUGGUUUCUCACCUAAUUUCCAAGGUAACCCAAAGGUGGGAUUCGUUGACACCAAGAGGGAAGGCACAGAGCCUGGACUUAAAUACAGAACUGAAAUGUUGGAAAGAGGCCUGAAAAGAUCUUCAGCCGACAUCAAAAACUCAAGUGGCGCCGAUGUUGGUCUAGAUGAAGACGUGGACCAGGAAAUGGCCCCUCUGGAAGAUGAAGAUACUGACUCAGACUCUGAGAAGACUGAAAGCGAUGAAGACAUGCCACAUGAAACAGCGGCUAGACAGGAGGUAGAGGUAACAGUAACCAAUACACUUACACCACCUGUGAAAAACAGAGAGGAGACUCUGUCUAUUCAUCAGCGUCGAAUACUACUCCUUGCACUGUGCUCUGGGGUCCAGAAAGCGGCUAAAGAAAUGGACACCAAACAUCAGCUCAUCAAGACUUGGCUUCAAGACAAAGAGGAUCAAUUAAAUGAAUGCAGCAGCACGAGCUGUGGAGAGGCCGUUGAUCGUCUGGUGGAGUGGGUUUUGACUCAACGGGAACAGCAACGUCCAAUCAAUGAGGCAAAACUAUUUGAAAAAGCUUCAGAGCUCCAAAGCCAAACCAAUGAGAUAAAUUCUUUCCGUAUUUCAUACGAAUGGGCUGUGAGCUUCAUGAUACUGCACAAAUUGGGCUUAGAUACCCCUUUCACAGUAGAUCGGGAACUCCCUAACGCCAUGGAGGAAAACUGCCGUCACUACACAGAGUUGGUCCACAGUAAAAUAAAGACAAACAACAUUCCACAGUGUGUCUUUGGUGCUAUGGACCAGCUUUCUGUUUUUGUGGACUUUAAAAUUCUGAAUGAGAAUACCAGAAUAAACAGAGAGACUGCUUUUCAGUUUACUGGGUUUGGGAAGCCCUUCAUAAAGAUUUACCUUUCAAUGCUCGCAAAUGGUACAAUGCUACCUGCAGUGCUCUUCACAAGUCAGAGCACAAACGCGCUGAGCAAAAGCCCACCAGACUCAAUCCUACUUAUGGCCAAGGAGGAAGGUUUCAGUGCAGCAGAAGAGCUAGAAAUUUGGGCCACCAAAGUGUGGAAGCAGCAUCUUGACUCACAGAAUGAAAAUGAUGCCCUGCUGGUUAUGGAUAGCCAUCAUAGCCAAACAUCUGAGAGCAUCAUAUCCACAGUCAGUAGCAACAGAACCUUCCCCGCCAUAGUUCCAGCUGGCUGUACGGGCAGACAUCAACCUCUAGAGAUGUGUGUACGCCCUGUGCUGCAAAGGUUACUUCUAGCUCGUUGGGCACAACAACCUAUCAACUGUGCAUCUGGGGUUCAGCGUAAAGAUCUGGUGGAGCUUCUCAUAUCCUGGUUGGAAGAGGCCAUGUCUUGCUUCUCUGGUAGGCCUGAAUUUAUUCAACACUCAUUCUGCAUGGCUCGCCUGCUUCCUGAUCAGGAAGCACAUACGAAUUUGCCUGGUUCACCUUUGGAGCUAUUAAAUAUGCUGUCGGCGGCCACACUUGAAACUGAAGUUGUAGAUCUUGACUCAGAAGAAGAAGAGCCAAUGGACGCACACACUGUAGACAAAGUGAGCCAAGUAACAGAGAAAAUUGAUUUGACACAGGAGCCAGAGGAUGAAGUCAGUCAAACAAAGGAUGAAGACGUAAUGCCAAUUGAAAUAAAAAACACAGAACAACAAAAGAAAAGAACUGAUGAAUGUUUAGAAAUUGCAAGUGAAUCCACAGAUGUCUCACAUUCAUCCCCUGAAUCAGAGACUCAUUCACACAACUCUGAACAAGAUCAGUUCUCAGAAUCUGGUCAGGAUGCUAACGCUUACCAGACGGACUCGGCAAACAGGUGAUAACUGAUCUACAGAGACAUGGUGAAGUUGAACAGAAUGAUUUGAAGUCAGACAAACCUAUUUAGGCUGAAUGUGACUGGAUAUUUAAUUUACAUCCUACUGUGUUGUGGAGUGAAAAUGUAAAAAUAUUUUUUUUUAUUCUAAAUGCUGUAUAGAUUUACAGGAUAGACAUUGCAUGAUUGAUUUUUGCAAAGUUUUAUACUGUUCGCUCUUUAUGUUUAUUCACUAGCAUAAAACGAUCCAAUAGCUCCCACAGUGUUAGGAUUUUUUUGUUUGUUUAUGGACCGAUAUUAUUUACGUUUCAAUUCGACACACUCUGAAAGUUAAUCAGCGUUUUUGCGCCUGCUUAAGUUUCAGUCAUUCUGAAGCUGUAAGGCCUCUACACGAAUGUCCUGCUAUCACAGUUCAUGUGAUGUCAAUCUCGUCAUCAUGUGCCUAACUGGAGGUUGAGUAUCACAAAGCUUGCUUCAAGCGUUUGCGAGACAAAGCAGAAGGCAGAAAAAUAAUCUAACACUUAAUUACUCAAAUGGGUUUUUGGAUAAGUGCCAUUUAAAAUAGUUUAAUUCAGUAACCAAUUACUAUAGCUCUUGAAGUUAGAUAGGCCAUUACAGAACAAUACAACUUUUAUUUCAUAGCUUUACAGACUCUAUUACAUUAUAUUGCUGUUCUAAAGUUCAGCAUGUUGGCUGGCAGCAGGCUCAGACUGUCUUAAAGUUCUUCCAUUUUGGUUAUUUAUCUACUUCCAGACUGAAUAAACAGUGAGACGAGCUGAAGAGUCUUAGCAUUGCUAUUGCAGCAGCAGCAGUGAAUGGAGUGGGAUCAGUAUGUACAUUAUAUUCAGUAUUGAUUUCAGCAUCUGAAUUUACCGUAGCAACCACAGGAUGGUGUAACAACACUCCAGGUGUCAUUCACUGACAUUCAAUUCAGAGAUGUUCUGUAGCACAUUACUGGUGCCCUUUCAUCUUUGUAAAGGCUUACUUUUAUUUCAUCUCCAUUGGCUGCAACAAUUUUGUAUGUAAUUUACAUGUACUAAAUAGUGGGGCUUUAUGUAAACAGUCUGAUUAUGAAGGUAAGUGGGAGUUCAUGUAACUGGGGGUCUUUUGGAUGUUGUUUUAAUGAAAAUGUAAAAUCUGAGGUAAAAGUGUUAUGUGUGUAACUUGGCAUUUUUGACUAUUCCUCAUGAAUAAAAUGUAAAUAAACUCA